AGUUACACGUUAGCAAGUACAUACACGAGACAGUCGCCCGGUAGAAGUAACAUAUCAUAACGUAUUAGUGUCAACAAAAUAUAUAUUUUAUUAUACACUUUAAGUUAGAAUAAAACUAAACGACAACAUGGUAACGGAUCUUAAGCUUCCGAUGGGAUCCCGAUGCAUCAAGUACCUCUUAUUUAUAUUCAACUUUAUUUUUGUUAUAACCGGAAUAAUUCUUUUAUCUAUUGGAGCUACAAUUCGUACUAUUUAUAGUAAUUAUAAUCACUUCUUGGAUGAUAAAUUUUUCUCCGUACCAUCACUUCUAAUAGUUAUAGGAACCAUUAUUUUUUUCAUUGCCUUUUUUGGCUGCUGUGGCGCUGUGAGAGAAAAUUAUUGUAUGAUAGUUACGUUUUCAGCAUUAAUGAUACUUGUCUUUAUUUUGGAAUUAUCUGGUGGUAUUUCUGGUUACGUUCUUCGAAACAAUGCAGCUGAUAUGAUUCAAAAAAAAAUGAUAAAUACUAUGGAUGAGUAUAAAAAAAAUGAUACUGAAAUUAUGAAAAUAUGGGACAAUCUGCAAAGAACAUUUGAGUGUUGUGGCGCGACAGGACCAAAUGAUUGGAUUAAAACUGGAGAAGUACCAGUAAGUUGCUGUCCUGAUGUCCCCGGUCAAAUGGGUACCUUUUCUUGUAACAAUUCAACAAAAGAUUUAUUCCGAACUGGAUGUGUGGAAAAAUUCGGUUCUUUUAUUAAGAAUCAUACGAUUCAACUCGGUGGAGCUGGAUUGGGUAUUGCAUUUGUUCAACUAACAGGUGUGAUGAUAAUAUCCGUUGGUAUGACAAUAUACACGGUCUACGAUGAUUUCAGACAUUUUUUAGAUCCGAGGUAUUCAUCACCAGCAAUGAUUCUCAUCUUCGUAGGUGGUUUAAUUUUUAUUAUAGCUUUCUUCGGUUGUUAUGGAGCGAUCAAAGAAAGUACUUGCAUGGUUCUAACAUUUGCAGUUUCGUUAUCUCUUGUACUGAUUCUUGAGAUUUCGGCGGCAAUGGCAGCAUAUGCUCUUCGAAGUAGCAUCAAGAGUCUUUUAGCAAAUAAUAUUAACUCAACUAUGCAACUGUACGAAAUAUCUGAUGAAGCAACAGCUGCUGUUGAUUUUAUGCAAUCACAUCUCCAAUGUUGUGGAAGUUAUGAUAAAUCUGAUUGGGAACGUAUUGAAUUAAUGGAGACAAAAGCCAGUAUUUAUCCUGAAUCAUGUUACACGUGGAUGUCAAGUUUUCAAAAUCCUAGGUUCCAUGGUGUAUUGUAUGAAGAAGGAUGUAUACAACGGCUUUCAAUGAUUAUCAAUCAGAGUGCAAUUAGUCUAGGUACCGGUGCUCUUGCUAUCGUGCUUAUACAAAUUACUGGUAUUAUGUUUGCUUGUACUUUGGGACGCGCAAUAAGAAGACAAAAAACGGAAAGAGAAAGACGACGAUGGGAAUUGAGAGAAAAAUUAGUAAACGGUUAUCAGCCUUUAGGUAAAAUUGAUUCUUCUGUUGUAUCUCCAGUUAUCUACAUGCAAUCAGAAUCAGUAAAAGACGUCGGUGCCAGCUAGGUUGGUAAUGAAGAUUAUUGAAGAAAUUUAUAUAUACAUACAUUUAUUUACCAAAUAUUGUUAAAUUAGAAUUCUUAUUACAUAAAUUAAAAAUAAUUUAACUUAUAAUAAAUUUUGUUAUGUGAAAAAACAAUAUAAACUCAA
This is a messenger RNA of Microplitis demolitor, 1714 nucleotides long. RefSeq lists its product as uncharacterized. Gene Ontology annotation, cellular component: membrane. The record is from RefSeq and is a predicted model, not a curated record. The transcript has 9 exons. The coding region runs from base 128 to 1570 and encodes 480 amino acids. Lineage: Eukaryota; Metazoa; Arthropoda; Insecta; Hymenoptera; Braconidae.